Messenger RNA from Notodromas monacha, 970 nucleotides. The record is from the annotation of a GenBank genome assembly. NCBI's taxonomy places the organism in Eukaryota, Metazoa, Arthropoda, Ostracoda, Podocopida, Cyprididae.
GAAUACAGUGACACUGGAAGCACAGGAGAAAUGGUUUCAGUUGGGGAAGUUGUUGAGGUGCUUGGCACAGCAGCAGAAGAUGAGGCCAGUCAAGGAGACUCUUCCUCCAUGAAGAAAAAACAGGGUUUGGGCUCCAGACUGCGGGAACGUCUGCGGAGUCAAUCCAGAGAACGCAGUGUAGGACCUAGUAGUGCUGGUGCCACAUCCAGCACCAGCAGUCACCAACCAGCACCAAUGGAAAGACAGUCUUCCAUAGAGGACGAAGAGUCUGGCAAGACCAUUUACAGACCACCGUCUGCCUACGGAGACAACAGGCCUCUGACCUUAGGUAGCAAAGUGCAGAGUGCCAGAGGGAAUCCCGCGUCCGCAUCCACGUCGCCGGCGGCCUCUACAGCCGCCCCCGUGGCGCCCAUGCGAGGGUCGUCCCCCUCUGCCAGUAGGUCCUAUGCAUCCUUGAGUCGGGCCACCCGGGGGGCGUCCCCGAGCUUGUACUCGACUACUUAUUCAAGGUUUAGAAGAUGAUGAUGAUGAUGACGGAAAAAAACUAUCAGAGCAUUUUAUGGGGAAAAUGUGUUGGUUUUCCUCAUAUAUGUAUGCUGCUGAAACUUGCGGAAGCUUUUUUCGUUUUUCUUUUCUUCAAUCAUGCUUUUUCUGCCCUCAACGGAGCACUUGUCAACUCAGUGGAACAUUUGAACAAUUUCUUGCAAAAUGCAUCCCCCACCUUUUUUUUCAAAGAAAAAAAAAACAGACGGGAAAUCGUCAAGCAUGCUCAAUCAUGUACUGUACUGUAUGAAACACUAUUUUAUUUUUGUCCAUGCUAGAAAAUUCUGAAACUGAUGUUCAGUAUGUUGUUAUUUCCUCCCAUCAGACAACCUGGAGCAAUUGGAAGACAUUUUUUGAAUUUAUUGGUGGAAUGUGUGAGUUAUGAGAGAGAAUAAAUCCUGGUUGUAUGAAAACCAUGGAUCCUAUA